Xyrichtys novacula (pearly razorfish) is the source of this 14644-nucleotide messenger RNA. Lineage: Eukaryota; Metazoa; Chordata; Actinopteri; Labriformes; Labridae. The record is from the annotation of a GenBank genome assembly.
GUGACUCCCGGAAGUUUUUGUUUCCUCACCUGUCACUUCUGACACGGUGCGAGCGGCUAGCAUCGUCUCUUUGUUUUCCUCCGAUGAAAAUGCCUUAUUUUAUCUGGAAUAAAUGAUUAUACAAUUCCGCCGACUGUCACCGCAUUGAGGACAACAUCUAACACGGUUAGUGGAAGUCGAAAGUGAAAAUAAUCGACUGCCUUUGCUUCCCCUAGCAACAAAUAGCCAGGAGACGUUAGCUUAGCGCUGGCUAACUGUUAUCACCAUAACAGAUCGAUCAUUGUAAACACCGCAGAUAUUGAUACUUGUGCGAUGUUUGUGAUGCUUAUUGUCUCUACAUGAUGUUAUCAAUUCUCAAACCUGUCUUUGAACUUCCUUCCAGUGUGUGUUUAAGCUGACAAAUGAGCUACGGAAGCUAACACAUUAACAUUAGCAGCAUAUACAGUCGAGAUGCAUUGAUUGUUUACAUCCAGAUGAUGACUGCUCUGAAUACUUGUAUGAAUAAAACAAGCUCUCUUUGUUGUUCUUCCUGUCCUACCAGCUGUUAGCUGGUGUGAUUUAUUGAGAGCACAGAGCCAGAUUUGACGUUGCUCUCCGUGUCUUGUUUUUGGACUCAAGUUGACUUUCGUUUUGAUUACUUGCCGCCGGGGUGACUUUCGAUUUCAUCGAGUUUGUUGCAAUCAUCCUUGACAGUCAGCGGUCGUUCUUUAGUGUUUUUUCCGAGUUUAUGGCCAUGUUAGGUUUCUUAUAGCCUGUUGGUGUCAGUCUGCUGAAACUUGUAUAUCUUAAAGCCCCGGCCUUCGGUGUUUAAAACUUGGCUCCUCAGUGUUUGCUGCAUCAUUGCACGCUGACAUCACCCACCAGCCUUAGCUGCGCCGUCUCUGCUGUGACUUACUGUAAGUGAGAGGGUCAGAGAGGGUGUGGAGAGCGUUUUAGGCUGUGUCUGCUGGAUUUAGAGGUCAGAGAGACACUCUUAACGUCUGUACCUGCGAACAAUCAGAGUUCACCUUUGUGUAACACUUAACCAUUAAAAUUACUAGCAGAAUACCAUAGGAGAGAGUGGGGUAAGUUGAGCCACCCCCUGUUGCUUGGAAAUGGUGAAAGGGAUUGAUCAUGUGACCAAACAUUUAUGAGAUAGGCAUCAAUUCAUGGAGUCUGUGAAGGUUAGAAGCACAUGGGUGAAGUGGUUAGACAUUUACUUAAAAAAAACAUUUUUAACUCUUGAAAGUGAAUUUAGUCUGUCAUAAGUUUUAUUAGAAUUGUGCUUAGACCAAAAAAGAUCAUUUUAAAUUUGUUUUAUACAUCAAUUGUGGUAUCUAUGAACUACAACAUGAGGUCAAAAACCUAGAAUAAAAGUCCACCAUUUUAUCUAAGAGGACUAAUAAUGUCAUUAUUGUAGUUCUGGGGUAAGUUGAGCCAGUGGCUUAACUGAGAAAGUGAAUAAGUCUGAUGAGAGGAUAAGAGUUUCAGUUCAGAUUGUUGAAAUGUGUGACUUCUUUUCAAAAAUACAGCUGUGAAUGUUCUGAAUCACUUAAAGGCAAUCUCAUGUUAAUUUUUUAUUUUUAUUUUUUUUACAAAACAGACUUUAACAAAAAUUGUACCUGUUGAAUAGUGUAUAAUAGUUAAAAAUACACAUGAAUGUGAAGAAGUGACUGUUAUUUAGGGAGAGAUAAGGUGAGGGAGGGCUGGGGUGCAGAGUGGGGGGUAGUAGUGAUACGGCUCAACUUACUCUGCUCCUGUGGUCAACUUACCCCAUACACGGGGUAAGUUGACCAUAGGCGACCACUUUAUUUUGGCAUGCUCUAUUAUCAAGACAGUUAUGUUUACACUCAUUUUGUUGGUUUGCAGGAAUGCACAACAUCUUGAAAUAUAUGCAGAUACACUAGUUAGAGACAAAACUAUGAUUGCCUUGAUGUAGUGAUCCGAAAUAUGAAAAAUGGCUCAUCUUAUCCCACUCUCCCCUACUGUCCAGCCAUAAAUUUUCAACACAUGGACAAUCUAAUGCAAACCCUGUACAACAGCCCUUUCACAAUAUCUGCUUUAAUGAAGUGUCUGCAUUUUUAGUUUUCGUGGACAUUGUCAGACAGGUGAUCAUAGUUGGGGGUUUCCCUUUUGAGUCAAUCUGGAUGGCCUCUGUUGAAAGAGUGAUACCUAAUGUCUCUUGGCUAUUUUUUUUUUCUGUAUAUUUAAAAGUCGUGCUUUCUCACAAAAAAGGGAGGAGAUUUGCCACAUGGUCAUAUCAUAGACUCCCUCUUACUGUGGUGACACUGUCAUCUUUAUAUUUAUUACAGGUUAGCGUAAUGCAGUCCAGGCACAGUCCAACACUAAAGCAAAAUAAUUAAUAAAAAAAGACCUUUUUAAAGAUGUGAUUUAAUAAACAUGUCCCCAACAGAGUAAUUCUCUAAUUCAGUGGUUCUCAAGUCCAGUCCUCGAGUCCCCCCGUCCUGCAUGUUUUGGAUGUUCCCCUGCUCCAACACACCUGAUUCAAAUGAUCAGCUCGUUAACAAGCUCUGUCAUGGCUUAAUAACGAGCUAAUCAUGUGAAUCAGGUGUGUUGGAGCAGGGAAACAUCCAAAACAUGCAGGACAGUGGGCCUCGAGGACUGGACUUGAGAACCACUGCUCCAUGUCAAUGUAUUAUUAUCACUUCUCAUUUUAUGGUAGUAUUUAUGGCAGCUCUGUGGUUGUCAGAAACCUUUGCUCACUGUGCUGCUUCCUCUCUUAACCAGAACACUCUUGAAAAAUAGAUUUCUGGUACCAAUGGAUUUUAACUGAUGAGAUAAAGUUCAGUCAAAAGUUUGCUCUAAAUGAUAUCUGUAUUUGUAAUGCUGGCCUGAUGAUGGCAGAACUGAGCUUAUUCUCUUUUAGCCUGAUGCUGUUUAAGGUCCAUCUCAAUGAAUUAUGUAACACCUUGAAUCUAUGACAACACCCUCUGUAAAACUCCUUAAACAACAAAGCACACCUGUGGAACAAACAUUUGAGCAGCUAUUUGAUUCAAUUUUUAAAUAUAGACUAUAUGUUAUUAUGUCAAGUUUCAGCUUUUAUUCACAGCUCCCUUUCAUAAUCACUUAAAUGUCAAACUUGAUAUGAAGAGCAUGACUCAUGUUUUAGAUACUCUCUGUGUUUACAGUCCUUCACGCCACAUCGUUUUAAUGUCAAAGACGAACAGGACAGGUUUUCAGAACAAUACCACGACGGUCUCUUUCCCCUGAGAAUAAGAUCACAAAUUAAUUUUUCCCUGCUUCUUUCCUUGUGAAAAAUUUGAUUUGCUUUUAAAAAAUAAAAUUUUCAAAACUUUUCUUGCAUCAGAGGUUUCUACUGAAAAGAUAUGAAAGACAAUUAAACACAAAAACUGUCAUCAAAGAACGAAAUAACAGUGGUUGAUUGUAAAGAGGGGCCAAUUAUUUCCAAACAUGCUAGUGCAAACAAUUUACAAAGCUUUUAAUUAAAAGCUCAGUGUGUAAUGGGUGGAUGAAUAGAUUAUAAGAGUGAGGCAUUACGGUGUUUGGUGCUCGCUGAAAUGUAAAGCUUGCUGUUUAAACUCAGUCAUUUUGUUAUUUUACAAAGAUUAAAGAGCUUUAUGAUUUUGAACCUGAUUCUUUUUAUGUCAUCCUCAGGUCUUCACUCUGCCUCUAAGCAGGCCUGUGCAGGCAUGGAGCCCCUGGCGGUAGAUGAUGACAUUUGCAUCCUUAAACAUGAGACAGCCUACACUGCUGCUGGAGAGAGUCCUGUAUCAGUGUGUGCCGGUGACGAAUCUGUCGCUUCCCACUUUGCCUUGGUCACAGCCUAUGAGGACAUCAAGAAGAGGCUGAGAGACACUGAGCGAGAGAAUACGUUACUGAGGAAGAGGGUGAAGCAGCUGGAGGACAAGGUAUUGAUGUAAACAAAGAAGCAACAUUGACAUAGAGGAAAAAAAAAGGGAUUACGUGUAAGGAGAAUGAAGUCAUAGAGCAUACAGCUUAUCCAGACAGCUAAAAGCUCAAAGUGCUAACUUCAGUGAGGGUGGACUGAAAACAGAUCAGUGAAAAUAGAUUUUUGUUUUCCAAUUUCCAGGACAUCAGAAUUAUGAACAAACACAAAAUACUCAGAGAAAGUUUGGAGAGAGUCAGCAAAUUCAGCAGCACUCUACAAAAUACUUGCCUCUGGGAGAGUCUGCGUGCCAGCACCAUUAAUAUUGUUGGCCGAUAGUCAAAGCUAGAAAACAAUGAGACAUAAAUCUGCCCUGUCUAAAACAGAGACGAUGCCUAAAAAAGCAUGACAUUGCCAAACAAUGUGUUGCAGCACUACACUCGGGGAAAAGGCUCCUGAAAUUGGAUUUAAAAAAACAACAGAUUGAGCAGAAUACAGUGAGAGCUAUUUGAAUAGGAAGGGUUUAUCUGCUGCAGCUUUUCUCUGCAGCUUAUCAAGAUGGGAUGUGGUGAGUGGAAAAUAACUUUAUAUCAUAGAUACUCUGACAAAAUGAUCUCUCUGUGUGUGUUUUAUCUAUCCCUCAUGUAGCUCUUCAGGCCAGAUGCACCUCCAUCAGAGGGUCCCCAGUAUGUGAACAAGGCCUUCAGUGCUUACCGAGGUAUCUAUAUAGAGAAGGAGGACCUGCAGAUGGAGCUUAACAAACUGGUGCGUUUACACAUUUGUUUGAAUUUUCCUCAAAUCAACUAAAGCCUGGCACAAAGAUCAAGUAUGUUUCUAACAAAUGAAUGUUUAAGCUCAGUGGAACAGUUCUGUGGCUAAAUCUUACUGUAAUAUUAAUGAUAAAAAGUACAUAGAAGCACCAAGCAUGCAAUAUCUUCGAUUUGGUUCAAAUGAUCAUUUCUAUUCUCUUCUUCUGUCAGAAAAAGGAGAAGAGUGAGAGUGAGAGGCUGCUGACUGAACAGCUCCAGGCCAAAGAGUUGGAGCUGCUUCAGCUGAGGACAGAGAUGGAGACCAGCCAAGGUACAGGUAGAGAACACAGGGUGGUCUUUUACUCUGUAGAACAAACCAGCUGUCCUUUAAACAAUGCCCAAUGAGCUCUGACAACAUACAGGGAGUAUAAUACAUUUCCCUUAAUUUAAUGUCUGUUUGUGGUGACAAUCACAUUGGAAGCAUUUUAAUAUACAAGCCUGUGAAAAAAGUGAAUGACAUCUACCUGUGUAGAAAGAAGUGACUUUAAUCCAAGGUUAAACUUGGGUCUUCCUCUACAUAAGAUUUCACAGAAGGUUAUUGCACUCUUUUAUUCAACUUUCUUAUUGCUGUUUACACUUUUCCCAAAAGUUAAAGGGAAAUCCAGAAGUAUCUUCAUAUUCUUUAUACAAAACUUUUUAUUAAUGUUGACAUUACAUCAAGAUUCAGGGUUCCUACGCAACCAUGGAAAGUAUGGAAACAAAUUUGAUCAAUUUCCAGGUCUUAUAAAGUAUGGAAAAUAAAAAAUAAAGUAUGGAAAAAUAUUUAUGUUUCCAGACUCUUAUCACAGUUCUAAAACACUGUUUUCUAAAAGUGAGGUAUGGAAAAGUAUGGCGAUUCUAACUGUGUAGGAACCCUGAGAUAUUGUUGUUAAGUUUAUGAAUGAGCUACUGCAUUUUAACAGUUUUCAAAUUCCAGCUGUUGAGUUCAGUUGUUGAGAAAAAAGAUUUCGUUUGAUUUGAGCAUUUGCUCACUAAUUAGUAUAAUAUUAAUGUCUAUUAUUGUGUGUUCAGUCAUGAAGAGCCUGAACAGCCCACAGGACUACUGGCAGGUGGACCGGGUCAGCACUGAGCAGAAGAUCCACCAGCUGCAGGGCGAGCUAGAGAGGAUGACCCUGGAGAACAGUCGGCUGCUGGAGAGAAGUGGGGUGAGUGACAGUUAGACGACUGGAAAAAGGAGGACCAAAGAGAGCAGAGCUGAAACUCAGCACUCUCUUUAGCUGAAGUGGCAGAACUAGACAAGAGGGGGGAGUCGGGGAUAGGGGCAACAAAACAAGCCAACACAACUAAUCAAAUGAGUGAGGAGAAGCCGGGCUGAGAAGGAAGGCAAGGGUUGGAAAUGUUUUGACUUGGAUAGUACAAAAAAUGAUUGAUUAAAAAAAAAUUACCUAAAAGAAUAGGCUAAAAAAGAGACUAAGAUUUGUUGAUGAAAAAAUAUUUGAACACUCAAAACAACUUCAGACAUCAGCUCAACUCGAUCUUCUUCAUAACUCUGUUUUAGGAGGAACCCCACGGCCUUAACGGACCAGACUUGGAUCACACCUGUGAUGCCAAGUACAAAGCAAGGUAAAAAGUUUUGUGUGAUUUUUGUUGAAAAUUGACUUUUGAUCCAGAACCCUGCCUUCAUUUAACUGAAGUAAGCAAGAAUGACACCCAAACAUUGCAGCUCUGUGAAAUUAAGGGAUUCUUCUUCAGUUUGGCAUAGACUAGUAAGUAACCUUUGAGAAUAAAGGUGUGAAGUUUAGUUAGCCAGAUUGACCACAUGUCUCACAGACCUCUUACUAAAUUACCUAAAAGCCUUUUAAGCAGAAAACUACAGAACUGACACCAGCUUUUUGUCGUUUUCCUUUCGUCAGUGCUUGGUUUAACCACAGAGCUUGUAAAUGUAGAGCUGCCAGUGUGCACUUGAAUCGAAACUUUUUAAAUCUAAGUUUUCAACAGUAAAUGCUCUAUUUCUUGACUUUGAAACAUGAACUAAAUUUACAAACAUGCUUAAAAUAAAAAGGGGAAGAAUGAAGCCGUUCAUUCUGGUAAAGACACCAGGAUUUGCCAUUACAGCAUUAAAAAAGUGACCUGAGGAUGAGAGGUUAGGAAGAAAAGUGGCAUCUGAGAAACUAUAAUGUUCAGAUAAUUGCUGCUUUUCACAUGAUAAAGGUUGGAUAUUGCCUCUCCACCCUGAUGUUGUAAUAAACUCCUUUAGCCACUAGAGGAGGGUGCAGCUCUGCAGAAUACUCCAUGUCAGGCUGCUAACCUCACCUAAUCUUGGGGAUGAUUACCAUCCAUCAACUGAUGCACUCCAGUGUUUUGCUGCGUACAAGGUUUAAAGCAUAUGAAAUCACCCUCCACUUACUUUUAUGGGGAUAAUAAUUUCCUGGGGGGAAAAAGCAUCUACUUGCGUUCCAUGGAGAAAAUUCCAUUUAUGGUGCAUUUUAAUUGUUAAAGGUGUCAGCAGUUUUGGGGUGGUGUUAGUUUUUUAGCAGCACAAAAAGCUCCUGUUUUACUUCACAGUUUUUUUUCCUUCCGUGCAUUUUUUGGUGCUGUUUCUGGCAGGUGUUUGAAGUUAAGGAAAAGUGUUGAUGAGAUUUUACAUCCUCACGUAAGGUGUGGAAAGGGCAGUUUGUAGGUGUUGCCAAAAAUUCCGUCACUUUUUUUUUUUGUUUUAAAAUGUGGUGUUACUUUUUAAUGAAGUUCUUUUAACUGGUUGGUUUAGCAUUUUAUUUAGCGAUUAACUUUGUUUAUUGGGUCAGUAAUUGAUUUAUUAUAAAGUGAGUGUACAAAUAAACCCACAAUAUGCCCUCUUUCCUGUGAACAUAUGCUGCUGUGGGUUUUUGUCCAACACCUUUGAGACUCAGCUGUGGCUUUAAAUCGGAAAAGCCAGUAACAGCAUUAAAUUUGUCUUUAAAAAAAACACUGCAUAACACAUUUCACACCACUAAGAAGCCACUCAUGGGUUUUGAUUAAUGUCUAAAUAUAGUCUGGUUAAUGACGCAUCCUAUAAAGUUUGGCCAUAUUCAUGUCUUAUUUGAAUUUUUUUUUUCUUAGAAUUAAAAUAAAUUAGUGGAAAGUGAUCCCUUUGAGUUUGAAAAAUGAACUCUUUCAUACUUUGCAGGAAAUGAUCUCUGCCUCGCAAGAUUUAGCUUAAAAAAAGACUUGACAAAAAUGCUCAAAACUUUCUGCAAAGAAGAAGUAUAAAAACAUGAAUGUUUGAGUGAAAUGUUGUGUUCUGCAGAGAGAGGAGCAUGCAGCAGACUUAUGAGGCUUUGAGCAGCGAGGUCACGCGUCUUCAUUCAGAGCUGAAGCACCAAACAGGCCUGAUCAGGAAACUCAGACCUCUCAUCAGUGAGAGCAGGCAAGGUGAGACACACUUACACACAAAUACAGACGUGGAGCCACGCUCAGGGCUGCACCAUUCAUGGUGUAUAUUUGAAUACAAAUCAAUCCAUCUGUUACAUGUUUGUAUGAGUGUAUGUGAUUACCCAGCAGCACUGCCUCCCCUUCUGCCUUUUCACACCUUCUCAGUAUGUUCAGCAGUACCAGCAGCAUCCUGUAUCCCCUAUAUCCCUCUAUAGCAGGGUCUCACAGGUUACUACUGAGAUGCAGCCUGUGCAGACUUGAGAUCUCCUGCUCAUACAAGGAAUCUGUCUUGGUAUUUUGGUGCAAAAACAACAGCAAAUUUCAGAAUAAAAAUAAAGAAAAUCAGACUGAUACUUUUUAUGUAAAGUGAGCAUACUGUAACUGUUUUGCAGAUAUGCACAAGAUGAUGGUAAAUGCAAAUAUCUUACCAUAAAUAAUGUAGAAACUGUGCAGUGUAAUUGAUAAUAUUUGAGUUAAAUGUGCAUCAAUGCAACGCACUGAGACUGAUUUAGAGUCAUGUUGUGGAUCUAAGUUUGAGUGCUGUAGUGAGGAUAGAUGAGAGUCUGGGAAUUGUUAAAAAAGCAUGCAGCAGAGGUUGAGCAUAAUAUUUAUUAUAAUCUUUCAUAUGUUGUAGACCAAAAAUAAAAAGGUCAAAACUGGGUAUCCAGCAGUGUUCUAACUACAUGGGACAUGAAUAAAAUAAUGCCAAAAUAAACAUAGACUUAAGAUCAUUGGCGUAAUGAUGGACCUUUUAGAGCUGUGUAGAUACAGUAUGUACAUCUUGAUGAUUCAGUGUAACUCUCCAACAGGUUGAAAUAAAAAAAAAACUGUACCUGUGUUAGAAAACAAGUUAAUGGAGUAGAUAAACUGGAAAAAAGUGCGUAUAAAUGCCAUGCAUUAAGUGAACUUGUCCAAGUUUGAGUGAUAUGCUGUAGAGAUGAAUAAGUCUCUGUCAUGAUGGAAUAAAGGCUUUAUCAAUGAGGUUUACACCAAUCCAGAAAUACUGGCCAUCUAAAUCUGGAUUAUAUGCAGACAAUAUUUAAUUGAGUUUAAGUAAUCCUAUUCAGUAAUUAUCAUCUGGAUCAAGACCCAUUAACACAUCCAGCAUUUUUCAGGCUAUGAAAUAAGCUGGAGUAAAUGUUAAAGCCAUAUCCUUGAAUUCAAAUACUUUUGUUACUGAUUUGGACAAUGCACCUUUCAUGUGGAAUCCUUGCACUAUUAAAAUUGGAGGCCCCUGUUUUAAAAGUGUUUCAACUUAGACUUGCUACAGUCAUCUGAAGUACUUAAGAUGAUGAUAUUUCUGAGACCCUCAUGUAUCUUACCAACUUUGUCCACGUAGUUUCCAGUUAGUGGGUUUAAAGAGGAGAAAAACGCGUUUCCUUCAUUUCUGUGCGGUAACCAAAAAAUAUAAGUAGAGUGAAAGUAGACCAAUAUCAAUCAUAAUGUUAUGCUUGAUACCCUGUUGCAUGGGGCAUAGGUUGGAAAUGACUCGAAGGAAGAAUUUUACUAAUGUUAACAAAGUAUUCUUAAAUUAUUUGUGGUUUUAUCCAUAUUCUCCUGCAGAGCUUGACAACCAAAGAACUGUUCUUCUAAACUGACUCACAAAAGAGUCAAAUUACUUGACACUUCUCUCCGUUCUUGCCCUGUUUGGUGUAAACUUGUUUUUGUAGCAGGUGGCAUACCAUUUAUUAACACCAGAUGGCAGAGUUCACAUUUAGUGUCUGGAAGAUAUUGAUUAGCGAUCAAAAAAAUAAUUUCAUAUGGUAAUCUUAACGAACAAGUCGAGUGGGUGGCCGGGUGGGUUAGCGUGCCCCAUGUAUGGGGACCGUGGUCCUCGCAGCUGUUGCAGGUUCGAGUCCAGCCCCAACCGUGUGCUGCAUGUCCUCCCCCCUCUUUCUCUAUCUUCCCAUAUUUCACCCUGUACUAUCAAUAAAAAAAAAGAAAAAUAGUACUUAAAAAAAAAGUAUUAAUAAUAAGUUAGGGGGAGAUUCAGAUGAAAGUUCUGCACAGAGCGUAUAAUAGUUAACUCCUUUUCAGACAGAUUCUGGCAUGGCAGUGGUAAAAGAGGCACGGUUUUACACUGUUUGUGGGAAUGCCUGCAUUACAUUUCCCCCGGCCAGCUGUCCCCCAUUAUAUAUAUUAGCUCUCUUUGGGUUGUCUGUGACCAAAUAAAAAUUUGGAAAAUUCUUUUAAACCGGAAGAUUUUAAUUCCAACCUGUUUUGGUUUGAGCAAAUGCUUAGACGUGUUUAUAGACUUGAUAGGGAUGUAAUCAGCUUCUUGAACUAGGUCUAGAGGGAUUGUGGGAUACAGUCAGGUCUUUUUUAACUUCUCACUACCAAAAAAAUGAGGAUAAUUACUGUCAUUUUAAUGAUCGUAUUAAUAACAUUAACAAGAACAAGCAUGAAUUUCAAGCAUGCCCUAAGUAUGUAUUGAUGCCCACUACCCCCUUUUCUUCUGUCUGUUUAUUUUUGCCUUUAAUGUUUAUUUGCAUGUAUGUCAUGUGUAUCUGAGAUUUAUGUCUUGUCUGUUCAAGAAUAAGAAUAACUUUCUUUAUCCCCAAAGGGAAAUUCAAUAAGUAUAAAGUAUGGUAAGUAUACUUUAAGUAUGGGAUUGAAUUAUUAAGGACAUUAGGCAGGUACUUAUCUUAAAUGUAUUUUUUUUUUCUUUCUUUUCAUGUGAAAUAUCAUAACUAUCGCAAUCUUUCACAUACUGUACUGACUUUUGAAGUUGUACCUUUCCUUCCACAUUUUUUAGGCAGAUGAAAAGGAUAGUCUGUUUUAAAAAUGUUUAAAUUAUUAAAGUACAAUCUACAAUUAGACUUGGUGAGUCUUUUAUAACCCAUGAGAACUGUGAGGAAUAGUGUUUGGCGUACUGGACCAGUUUGACAUUCAAAUGUGUCUUAAACCUGAGUGUCAUGCAGUGUCAAAUUUGUAGUUCAACGUAUACUUCAAAUACAGUUUCAGGACUUCAAACCUUGCUUCUCUGCUUGGUAACUUCUGUGGCUAACAUCAAAUGAAAUAGUAGUUUACUGCAGCUUCUCUCUUCAGGGAGGCUUUUCUGAAGAACUACUUCCUGAGAAGAUCUCUCCUGCUGCUCCUUGUUGCAAUUUGUAUAAGGGUGUGAUAAGACUGUGGAUAUUAUCCAAGUACUCAAGCACUUUGACAAAGGACAUCAUGAAAUGGUCUGUCCCUCCUCUCUUCUUCCUCUGUGUAAUGUAUUCGAGCCUUGGAGAGAUUACCUCUGUUGUUGAUUCCCUCCGAGUGUCAGAAGAAGAGACUAGAAGGUGAAAAUUAGAACGAAAUAUGGCAAGAAAAUAAAUCUUGCUCUAUUUAUUCCACUGAAUACAAGGGUAAUCCUGUAACUUAGAUGAGAGAGAUGGAGAGAAAUAAGGAAAGCAAGAGAGAAAAUGGAAGAGGGGGGAGGAAAGGGGGACAUGUAUUUAUUCAGUCAUAUUGUGCAUCUGUAUUCUUCUAAUGUUCUCCUUGAAUCACUUUUAUUCAAAUCCCAGACUCAGGAGACCCUCUCAUGGAAGAGUAGCAGAGAGAAAUGGAUGGAGAGAUGGUACGAGGAGAAGAUACUCAUCUCAACUUUAUUAUUUGCUCAGAAUGAUGAUUUGACGGCAAAGCGGUGAUGUGUGUGUGAGAUUAGGACUGCUGAUAUAUGCCGGAUAAAUUACCUGUGUGGAAUAAUGUACUUGUGAACAAAACCUAAUUAUUAUUUUGUAUAUUUAAUGCAUCAGAGGCAGUGAUAUUUACUUGGUGAAAAGGUUUGUAGCCUGCUGCAUGGUGGGAGAUUUCACCUCUUUCUGAGGUCUAUUAUGUAGUCAGGGAUCAAAAGGCUUUGUUGUCCUCGCCUUUGAAUUUUAAAAGUUUCCCGGAACCUUAUAUUUAAUCCACGGGUAAACAUGUUAAAGAGUAAGCACAGAGGUGAGAUCUUGGUGCCAAAUACAAAAAGAAAACUUUGUUAGCUUUUGCAGGGAAGAAGAGAUGACUUCAUUUAGAGCGUCUGCUGGAUUUACAGGCUGCAGUGAUUUAGUUUAAACUGUUUUUUAUGCACAGUUAAGGGCAGACAAACAAAAUAGUAAUUCAAUCAGUCGUCUAUCUUAUUUGAAUCAGCAGUGUCAAGCAGUGUAAUUAUGCCCUCUUACCAUAACAACUAAAUAUUAGAGACUUUGAGAUGACCCUAACUAGCAGAGGUAACAGUUAAUGUUUUGAUUUUAAAUAUUUUUUGAAUAUUUUUGGUUAAUGCUUCUUCCACCAGUACAUGUCCUCAGCACAGUCUGGCAUUAUCUGGCAGUACUUGACCAUUACCAUCUUUCCACUUCUAACCCCACCCCUCUUUUUUCUGCCUGCCUCAACAGUUCCAAUACAGUGUCGGGAUGACGUGGAAAAGAACAACAACCACACAAUUCCCCGGGUGUCAGUGCCUCGCCCCCCUAGUGCCCCCCCACUCCCCUCCUGCUCCGGUCGCCCCUGCCCCCCUGUCUGCGGGCCAUCGGGCACCCUGCUGCCUGACAGCCUAAGAGAGGACUGCUGGUACAAUGGACCCUGGCCCACCCAGAGCUGCUCAGGAGAGGCUCUGCUGCUCGGAAGCGACACUUGCUCUGUAGUCCUGCCCCCGCCCCCUUUAAACCAGGCCUCCCUGGAUGACAGCUCACGGUCCUUCCCCAGCCCACCAAAACCAAGUGAUGCCAUGUUCUGGGAGGGACACUCUGCCACGUCCAACUCCUCUUCCUCAAUCGGAAACUGCACUCCUCGAAGCCCUCCCAAUGCCGAGUGGACCAAGCCCUAUUGAGAGGGGCUUUGAUGGGGGAAUCAAAGAUUGAAUAAAAGUGUAAGCAGAAGGAAGAAUAAACCAAUGGAUGAAUGAUUGGACUGUCCAACCCUGCCACAUAGCUACCACCUAACCUGCCUUAAGUUGAUAAGACCACUCCUCUGGGCUGGAAUGGACUGCUCCUGCUGAUUGUGGGACCUGAUUGAGGUCAGAGGAGGCCUUUUUCGAGGUGAAGACUCUGUAAACUUAUCUGUCAACUCUGCACACCGCAUCGGUGAACAUAUUGGACUUUGCAGAGGAGAAGUUAAUGAGACCCUCAGCAGCAGAAUAAAUAGUUUGUCCAUGUGUAUGUGUCCUUGUAUGCCCAUGCAUACAUGUGUGCGAGCAUGCAUACGAGCAGUUUUAUUUGUGUGUGCAUAUACACACAUCAAGCAGAGUGUGCCUGUGUGUGCAGAUCAGUGUGCAGGUGUCAUUCGCCUGCCUGCAUCUGUAUCUUGUCAUAAUAAAUCUAAUGUGAUCACUGGAGCCACAACAUGAUAUAAUUUGUAAAAGUGUACUCCCUCCAAUACAAGUCUUUUUACAUUUGAUGGCUGUAAAGUAUACAAGGUGUGUAGUCUCAUGUCUCAUGAUCAUGUGAAGGAAAUAUUUAGGUAUGAAGAUUCAGUGUGAUUGUUUUUGUACUGUGGUGGAGACAGACAUACAGUAACUGUAGGAUAAUCACAUCAUUUUUGUUCCAAAUAUAACAGAUACCAAAUGAAGUCUUUGACAUAUUUUCCUCUUUGACAAGUUUAAAGUUCAUCAAACCCUUCUGGACCAGUAUCAAAGCAGGCUGCCAGCCUACACCUACUCAUGCUUAUUGAAUUAGCAUGAAGUGAAGUGACAGUGUUUUAAGGACUAUGUAAAAUGGGGAGGAACUCUUAAAAUGUAUAGCUGUCAUAAACGACACUCCACUGUCACUUUCACCAGAAAUGAUUAAACUGCUGAUGAUUUUACAGUCAACUCUUAACAAGCUCCCUAUACCUGCCUGUUUUCACAUAUUCAAUUCUCUCAGAACUGCUGACAGAUGAUUUCGUGUUGUUUUCUUCUCACUUGCUAAAGCGGCAUUAUAAGUAAGGCUGUGCAUUCUUGGAUGUUUUUUUUUUUUUUUUGUAGGACUUUGAACUUGAGGGACUCACUGUACAGGUGUCUCACACACUUCUCUGUAUUUGAAACCCUGAAAAAAUCAGUAACUUGAUGAGGUUCAUGGAGCUCUUCAGCUCGAAAACAUGUAUCUGAACUUGGCACACAGCUGAUGAUAAUCUAGGAAAUACUUUGAUUUACAGUGUGGCUUGAGUUGUUGUCUGAAGAGAGCAGGUUUGUUGUUCUCUUUUUAAGAAUAAAGUAAGCAAAAGGAUUGAAAAAAGAAGACCCAUGAACGCAGGAUAUUUGGAGGGACAACUGAAUCUGUAUAAAUGUACAUGGUGAGCUUCAGUUCUUUGUGAAAUGCAGUUUUGCACUUUGAACCAUAGGAUGUUUUUUCUGCCCAAAUCUUUAGACUUCUGAUAUGUAGUUAUGCUGUCUGCAAUGGUGGCCACACAAUAAGUCUAAUAACCUGAGGAAAUGUGACUUGAGAAAUAGGUGCACAAAGCACAAGACCCCAUGGUUGUUGAAAAGAUGUUUUGUUUUUCCAUUUUCUUCAGUCUCGUUUCAUAACUGUGGUCUUUUUGUUGAUUUCUAAGAAAUGUUAUUUUACAGCAGUAGUUUCAUACUUCUGUAAACGAUUUGCAAACCAAAAUGCAAUGUACAGUAGAUAUGGAUUAUAUUUUAGAUUUACUGCACUUCAGACUGUUUGUAAAUAUGAUCAAUUAAACGAAAGGAAAGGAA